Lepus europaeus (European hare) is the source of this 2471-nucleotide messenger RNA. RefSeq names its product caseinolytic mitochondrial matrix peptidase chaperone subunit X (gene CLPX). The transcript has 14 exons. The coding region runs from base 206 to 2107 and encodes 633 amino acids. Lineage: Eukaryota; Metazoa; Chordata; Mammalia; Lagomorpha; Leporidae. The record is from RefSeq and is a predicted model, not a curated record. Gene Ontology annotation, molecular function: ATP hydrolysis activity; zinc ion binding; ATP-dependent protein folding chaperone. Gene Ontology annotation, biological process: protein catabolic process; protein folding; proteolysis. Gene Ontology annotation, cellular component: mitochondrial matrix.
GAGGAGGAAUCGGUGUCUACUCUGGCGAGACCGCGGUGGAGCACGAAGUGCGCGGAGGUCUGGCCGCCAGGCGGGUGACCGCUGCACCGAGCCCAGGGCCGCCCAGGGGACUCAGCACCAAGUUAGCGCGCGCUGAGAGCAGGCGUCGGGCCGCUGAGCCCCGUCGGUCGGCCGGGCGCAAAGCCCCGGCCUAGGCCCCGCGGAGAUGUCCAGCUGCGGCGCUUGUAGUUGCGGCGCGGCGGCCGCCCGGCUCCUCACCUCCUCGCUCGCCUCCGCGCAGAGAGGCAUUUCUUGUGGUCGCAUUCAUAUACCAGUUUUAGGACGGUUUGGAACCUUUGAAACUCAGAUUCUGCGAAGAGCUCCUCUUAGAACCUUUACAGAAACACCAGCAUACUUUGCCUCUAAAGAUGGGACAAGUAAAGACGGCUCUGGAGAUGGAAAUAAGAAAUCAGUCAGUGAGGGAAGCAGUAAGAAAUCAAGCUCUGGGAAUUCUGGGAAAGGUGGAAAUCAGCUGCGCUGUCCUAAAUGCGGUGACUUGUGCACACAUGUAGAGACCUUCGUAUCAUCCACCCGUUUUGUCAAGUGUGAAAAAUGUCAUCAUUUUUUUGUUGUGCUAUCUGAAGCAGACUCAAAGAAAAGCAUAAUCAAAGAACCUGAAUCAGCAGCAGAAGCUGUAAAAUUGGCAUUCCAGCAGAAACCACCUCCUCCCCCCAAGAAGAUCUAUAACUACCUCGACAAGUAUGUUGUUGGUCAGUCAUUUGCGAAGAAGGUGCUUUCAGUGGCUGUGUACAACCAUUACAAGAGGAUAUAUAACAACAUCCCGGCUAAUCUGCGACAGCAAGCAGAGGCUGAGAAGCAGACAUCCUUAACACCCAGAGAGUUAGAGAUCAGAAGACGGGAGGAUGAAUACAGAUUCACAAAAUUGCUGCAGAUUGCUGGAAUCAGCCCACAUGGUAACGCUUUGGGAGCAUCAAUGCAGCAACAGGUGAAUCAGCAAAUACCUCAGGAAAAGCGAGGAGGAGAAGUAUUGGACUCUGCUCAUGAUGACAUAAAACUUGAAAAAAGUAACAUUUUGCUGCUUGGACCAACUGGGUCAGGUAAAACCUUGCUGGCACAAACUCUAGCUAAAUGCCUUGAUGUUCCUUUUGCUAUCUGUGACUGUACGACUUUGACUCAGGCUGGAUAUGUGGGUGAAGAUAUUGAAUCUGUGAUUGCCAAACUCCUCCAGGACGCCAAUUAUAAUGUAGAAAAAGCACAGCAAGGAAUUGUCUUUCUGGAUGAAGUAGAUAAGAUUGGCAGUGUGCCAGGCAUUCACCAGUUACGGGAUGUAGGUGGAGAAGGCGUUCAGCAAGGCUUAUUAAAACUACUAGAAGGUACAAUAGUCAAUGUUCCAGAAAAGAAUUCACGAAAGCUACGUGGGGAAACAGUUCAAGUUGAUACAACAAAUAUCCUGUUUGUUGCAUCUGGCGCUUUCAAUGGUUUAGACAGAAUUAUCAGCAGGAGGAAAAAUGAAAAGUACCUUGGAUUUGGAACACCAUCUAACCUGGGAAAAGGCAGAAGAGCUGCAGCUGCUGCAGACCUUGCUAAUAGAAGUGGGGAGUCAAAUACUCACCAAGACAUCGAAGAAAAAGAUCGGCUGUUACGUCAUGUGGAAGCCAGGGAUCUCAUUGAAUUUGGCAUGAUUCCUGAGUUUGUGGGACGGUUGCCUGUAGUUGUUCCUUUGCAUAGCCUAGACGAGAAAACACUUGUACAGAUACUAACUGAGCCACGCAAUGCUGUUGUUCCUCAGUACCAGGCUUUAUUCAGCAUGGAUAAGUGUGAACUGAAUGUUACUGAGGAUGCUUUGAAAGCUAUAGCCAGAUUGGCCCUAGAACGAAAAACAGGUGCACGAGGCCUUCGGUCCAUAAUGGAAAAGCUGUUACUAGAACCAAUGUUUGAAGUCCCUAAUUCUGAUAUUGUCUGUGUGGAGGUUGACAAAGAAGUAGUAGAAGGGAAAAAGGAACCAGGAUACAUUCGGGCUCCAGCGAAAGACUCCCCUGAAGAGGAGUACGACUCUGGCGUUGAAGAGGAAGGAUGGCCUCGCCAAGCGGAUGCUGCCAAUAGCUAAGCCGUCAGACCCCCGUCCUGUGUAUACAGCUCUUCCUUCCUUUGUCUAGGGUCGUAACUGUUUCUACAGUCUGACAUUAAAGGCAUUGAUCUGUCUGGCUAUCAUACAUGGUCAGAGCCUUUAGGAUAAGAAUCAGAUCAUGUAUAUUCUAGUAACAUCACAUUGAUUUAUACAGAGAACAUUACAUGGACUUUAAUGACACAAUGUUUAGAGAUAAAAUGUACAUUAUUUUGGUUCAGUUUUUUUAAAAUGUGCUUUAACAAAAUUCUUAGGAGUUCUUUGAAGCAAUGCAGAUAUUGGAAUAACUGUGGAUUUUACAAUAAUGUCACUCUACAAAUGGGAAAAUAAAUUCUUUAAAAUUAAA